AUGAUUAAAAAUGGUAUUAGUAUUCUUCAUUUUAAUAGACCAAGACUAUAUUUGAAUUGCCACCGGUCAGUAUCUACAUAUGUUGCGUUAAGCAAGAUACCUUUAAUGCAUAAGGAGAUCUAUGUCCGUCGACGUGUCCGAAGUGAUAGCAAUCGAUUGAAUAAACAAUCAGUUAGAAACAAACUGACAAACGAUGGGAGUGGAAAUAAUAAACCAGGAAGUGAUAAGACUAUAACAUCAGCAAACAACAUUUCAAAAGAGACAGAAUUAAAGCAAUCCAAAACAAAUAAAUCUGCAAAACAAGCCCCAGAGCAAGCUCCAGAACAACCCAGAUGGUUAGAAUCUCAAGCGAUAUUACCAGAAGAGAAAAAUAUCAAUAAGGAUGUGCCAAAUUCACCUGAGAAUAUAGAAGAUGAAACGCCAGCAGAUCCUAGUGUCCCCAAACCAAAUGUAUCCAAUAUCAAGAACCAGUUAGACCAAGACGAAUCUAUAGAAGAAAUGGAGGAUUUUGAUGAAUUCAAUAAGGAUGACUUUCUCACUACUAUUUUUGAAAACAUGGAACCAUAUAUGGAUACGUAUGAAGUUUACACACAGCUUGUUAAGGCAGGAUUCAAGCCAGACCAAGCAGAUGAGAUAAUAAAUUUAUUGAUAGUACAAUUAAACUCAAAGCUUUCGAAGUUGUCUACUAAAUACUCACAACUAUAUGAGUUAGAGAACGAGAGAUAUCUUUUCGAAAGUGCACAACAAGAGCUUAGAGUUGAUAUUACCAGAUCGAGAGAAUUGCAUAUUAAUGAAUUAAUCAACUUAAUUAACAUUUUGGAAAGAGACUUUAAUAUAAUAUCAGACGAAUUGAACAACGAAUUUAUUCAAAUGAAGAAUGACACUCAAGUAGCGAUGAAUGAUCAGAAUUCUGAAAAUACAUUACAUGCUAAAAAGAUACGAUUGAGGAUUCAGGAGACGAAUCAUAAGAUAACAACAGAAUUAAAUUCGGCAAUGAGAUCAGAAAUUGAGAGUUUGAGGUGGCAUAUAUCCAGAUGGGGUUUAAUGGCUAUUUUGGUAUCAGUAUUUUCUGGAUGUACGGUGUUUUACAUCAAUAAAGUCAAGACAAUGAAACGAUUACAGAAUACGAAUGAGUUUGUUCCUUUAGUUAUAUAUGAGCCGAGCGAGUACGACGAGGACGAUUAUCAUACCGAUUUAGAUGAAAGUUUAAUUAGUUAG
Molecule: messenger RNA, 1218 nt
Organism: Debaryomyces hansenii CBS767
Lineage: Eukaryota; Fungi; Ascomycota; Pichiomycetes; Serinales; Debaryomycetaceae
Exons: 1
Coding region: 1-1218 (405 amino acids)
Cellular component (GO): mitochondrion
Source: RefSeq, a predicted model, not a curated record